Molecule: messenger RNA, 6511 nt
Organism: Salvelinus fontinalis (brook trout)
Lineage: Eukaryota; Metazoa; Chordata; Actinopteri; Salmoniformes; Salmonidae
Product: oxytocin receptor-like
Exons: 2
Coding region: 5208-6278 (356 amino acids)
Biological process (GO): regulation of systemic arterial blood pressure by vasopressin; G protein-coupled receptor signaling pathway; positive regulation of vasoconstriction
Cellular component (GO): membrane
Molecular function (GO): vasopressin receptor activity; peptide binding
Source: RefSeq, a predicted model, not a curated record
GGCAUGGGAUGUUAAAUAACUGUACAUUCCACCCACUCUUUUGCUACUUUAAUCCCUCCAGUCGUUUCUAGACCCAAACUCCCUACCUUUUUGCAUGUUGUACAACCCAACUUUGAAUUCUGCUUGACAAGCCAGGGGUUAUACGUUUGUUUGUUGUUGAACUGCAAAUUGCACCUGCUCAGAGCACUUUGUCGGUGAAUGCAAUGUCCCCCAGCUUCCCGUCUCCCUCUGAGUCUGACUCGCUAGUAGGCUUACUAGCUAGUGGAGGUGCCAGUGGUGAUACACUGGCGGGAUUAGUAUCGCUGCUAGCUAUAGCAUCGCCAUCAGGAACAGUUUGCCCCGUACUCCUCUCCUCCGGCACUGACAGUUCUCUGGCUCGUUCCGGGUUUGAUUCACCAUCUUUCUCUAGGUUUUUGGACUUGAAAAAUGUAAUCAAAAUCGAUUGCCUUUUCUUAUCCAUUUAAAAAAAAAAUCUUUCCCAUGAUUCAAAUUCAGUAGAGAUGACUAGCCUAGGUGACGUGAUUACGUAGGGACCUCUUCACUAGCUGACCACCACUCCCCAUAACCUCUAUGUACAAAUAAGAGAGCAGGUCUGGAAUCAGUGUGACAGUAUAGGAUGAUUACACAGAAGGAUCACCACACUUUUACAUGAUGGUCUUUCUGGGGGGGCAGGAGAAAUAACAAGGAGGCAACUUGAUUUAACGCUGAUUGCUUUUAUUAGAAUGUCUGUAGUGCGAACAGUUAAACAAUUAAUAAAUCAUGCCGCGUACCAGAUCCGGGCAAAUAGGUGCCGGAACAAACAAAGUCAAAUCUGAUAGGUGCCGGAUCCUGUCCUCAAAUUAAGCACUGCCUACAGAUGGAACAUUAUGGAGUCUUAAAUGAGGCCUCGGUAAGUCCAGUGGCAACCUGUCAUUCAGGGAUUUCCGGUUUUGCAUGUUAUUUUGACAUUAAUACAUGUCAAAUAUCCGUCAAACAAAAAAUAUAUAUCAUUGUGUUAAUAAAGUCGCAUACAAACAUGGUCUCUUUUUUGUUUUCUUGAGUAAGGCAGCUCCAAAAUGCAGGUGUUUCAGCCUAGCUCAGUGCUUUCUGUGGUGGUGGGGCAAGCCAGCAGAAAAUACAGUGCGUUGCGCUUUGAUUGGCUCAGUGUUCUGUCACUCAUGGGAACACUACCUCUCCGCCAAGUUUAAGGGUAGAGCUAGAAAAUUCAAGCCCCUUGGGUGCUGCCAUAGAGUUAUAUUAGAAGUGGCCAUCUAAGAAGGCUCAAGGUCAUUGGCCACAGAUAAAAUUACGUCAAAUCACAUAUCUACAGUAGCUUUGAUUGGACAUGUCAACAUCAUACUUUCAAAAACUUAGCUAGCAGUCAUCAUGAAUCAAGUUGACAAUCUACUUGCAAAUCCUUUUUAAUCCUUGUCAUACAGUUGAAAUUGGAAGUUUACAUACACCUAGGUGGGAGUCAUUAAAACUUGUUUUUCAACCACUCCACACAUUUCUUGUUAACAAACUAGAGAGUUUUGGCAAGUCGGUUAGGACAUCUUGUGCAUGACACAAGUAAUUUUCCAACAAUUGUUUACAGAUAGAUUAUUUCACUUAUAAUUCACUGUAUCACAAUUCCAGUGGGCCAGAAGUUUACAUACACAAAGUUGACUGUGCCUUUAAACAGCUUGGAAAUUGUCAUGCCUUAAGAAGCUUCGGAUAGGCUAAUUGACAUCUGAGUCAACAGGAGGUGGAUGUAUUUCAAAGCCUACCUUCAAACGCAGUAACUCUGCUUGACAUCAUGGGAAAAUCAAAAGAAAUCAGCCAAGAGCUCAGAAAAAAAAUUGUAGACCUGCACAAGUCUGGUUCAUCCUUGGGAGGAAUUUUCAAAUGCCUGAAGGUACCACAUUCAUCUUUGCAAACAAUAGUAUGCAAGUAUAAACACCAACUGGGACCUAGGGAAAAACGAGCUACGACUGGGAAAAUACAUUUUGAACUUUCAUCCAACUAGGAAUUGUAAAUUCGGAACUCGUGCAUCUUUCUAGAGCAGGCCUGGGCAAUUCCAGUCCUUGGGGGCAUGAUUGGUGUCACGCUUUUCCCCAUCCCUAGCAAAUGCACCUGAUUUAAACUAAUUGCAUUUUUUUAUGAAGAUCAUGAUUAGUUAAUUAUUGGAGUUGAGCGUGUUAGCUGGGGCUGGGGUAAAAGUGUGACACCAGUCAGGCCCCCGAGUUGCCCAGGCCUGUCUAGAGCUACUACCUAAAGAUCACUGAUGUUAUCAUGGUUCUACCCUAUUUUCACCUCUUAAUUUCACCUACUGUUCUGACUUGGUGGUGCACAUGUAGCCUAUAACCUGUUUUUGAGAAAUGUAAUCAUUGAAUAUUAUAAGAGACUUCAUUGUCUGCUUAUAUGCCCCCUUUAUUUAUCCUACUGUUCUGACUUGGUGUACAGGGAGAACACCCUAAGAACGGCCCUUGUUCUGAAUUCUAUUGCUGUACAUUUCAAAAGUGCUGAACAAAUUGUUAUAUUGACUACGUCCGUCCUAGCUUGCUCAUUAAUGUCUUAAUCGAAAUUAUGGAUUGCCUCUUAUCCACUUGUCGUCCCCUUAUGCAAUAGUUUGUACUGUAUAUCUCAAUUGUCAGUAGAAACUACAUUUGUUUAGGCAAGUCAGCCAUAUCAGCUAUGUUUUUAAAAGGCAGUAAAUGAGGCUGAAUUAACUGUUUCGCUGCCAGACAAGGCUCCGCUGAGAGCCAAGGCUCCGCUGAUAGACAGGUGUAGCAGUGGCUGUGUUGGGACUCUGAUGUUGGUACAGCUUUAUGUAGGACCUAACAGUUUGUGGACACCGUUAGUCACCGUUAUAGUGCUUUUUGGGUUUUUUUACCCCACCAAGAUUUCCAUGCUAUAAUCGCCACUGGGUAAUGCCAAAUCAAAUUUCAUACAUAUGACAACUUUUUAAUUAUUUAUAAAUUAUGCUUUUAGCUACAAAAGUCAUGUAUGUAUGUAUGUGUGUUUGUGUGUGUGUGUGUGUGUUUUUUACAUUUUUGGAAAUGUAUAACAUUUACGUAAAAAUUCAGACCCUUUACUCAGUACUUUGUUGAAGCACCUUUGGCAGUGAUCACAACCUUGAGUCUUCUUAGGUAUGAUGCUACAAGCUUGGCACACCUGUAUUUGGGGAGUUUCUCCCAUUUCUUGUCUGCAGAUCCUCAAACUCUGUCAGGUUGGAUGGGGAGUGUCGAUGCACAGCUAUUUUCAGGUCUCAGAGUUGUUCGAUCGGGUGUAUGUCCGGGCUCUGUCUGGGCCACUCAAGGAUAUUCAGAGACUUGUUCUGAAGCCGCUCAUGUGUUGUCUUGGCUGUGUGCUUAGGGUGGUUGUCCUCUUGGAAGGUGAACCUUCACCUCAGUCUGAGGUCCUGAGAGCUUUGGAGUAGGUUUUCAUCAAGGAUCUCUCUGUACUUUGCUCCGUUCAUCUUUCCCUUGAUCCUGACUAGUCUCCCAGUCCUUGCUGCUGAAAACAUCCCCACAGAAUGAUGCUGCCACCACCAUGCUUCCUCGUAGGAAUGGUGCCAGGUUUUCUCCAGACGUGACGCUUGGCAUUCAGGCCAAAGAGUUCAGUCUUGGAUUCAUCACACCAGAGAAUCUUGUUUCUCAUGUUCUGAGAGUCCAUUAGGUGCCUUUUGGCAAACUCCAAGCGGGCUGUCAUGUGCCUUUUACUGAGGAGUGUCUUCCGUAUGGCCACUCUACCAUAAAGGCCUGAUUGGUGGAGUGCUGUAGAGAUGGUUGUCCUUCUGGAAAGUUCUCCCAUCUCCGCAGAGGAACUCUGGAGCUCAGUCAGAGUGAUCAUCGGGUUGCUGGUCACCUCUCUGACCAAGGCCCUUCUCCCCCGAUUGAUCAGUUUGGUCGGGCGGCCAGCUCAAGGAAGAGUCUUGGUGGUUCCAAACUUCUUCCAUAUAAGAAUGAUGGAGGCCACUGUGUUCUUGAGGACCUUCAAUAUUGCAGAAAUGUUUUGGUACAUUUCCCCAGAUCUGUGCCUCGACACAAUCCUGUCUCUAUGGACAAUUCCUUCGACCUCAUGGCUUGGUUUUGGCUCUGACAUGCACUGUCAACUGUGGGACCAGUGUGUGCCUUUCCAAAUCAUGUCCAAUCAGUUGAAUUUUCCACAGGUGAAACAUCAAGGAUGAUCAAUGGAAAUAAGAUGCAUCUGAGCUCAAUUUCCAGUCUCAUAGGGAAGGGUCUGAAUACUUAUGUAAAUAAGGUAUUUUUGUUUUUUUUCGUUUUAAUGCAUUUGCAAACAUUUCUAAAAACCUGUUUUCGCUUUGUCAUUAUUGGGUAUUGUGUGGAGAUUGAGGAAAAACAUGAAUUUAAUCAAUUUUAGAGUAAAGCUCUAACAUAACAAAAUGUGGGGAAAUUAAAGGGUUCUGAAUACAAAUCCCCAAAAUAAUAACAUUUCUUUGUCCUGGUUUCGAGGAAUCACUAUUUUUUUAUGGAUAAACCAAGUGUAUAAAAAGUUACAAGCUAAAGGAUGUUACUUUAGUAACAAGAAUAAAUCCCAAGUUUGACAAGAACAAAUUUUAUUCUUAAUUCUUAGUUUACCUCCCUAUGCAAUUUACUGUGUAGCCUACACAAGUAAAUGAGUCAUCAUAAUAAUUUUUGAACACUAAUGCGUGCCUUUUUCUGCAUUUGUGCAGUGAAUCCUUAGUGCUGGUAGCCUAUAUUAUUUUCAGAUGUAUUGCAUUAUAUAUUUUUAUGGCUGAGUUGGUAGAGCAUGGCGCUUGCCACGCCAGGGUGUGAGUUUGAUUCCCACGGGGGACCAGUACGAAAAAAAGGUAUGUUAAAUCUAUGCACUCACUUCUGUUAGUCGUUCUGCAUAAGAGCGUCUGCUAAAUGACUCAAAUGUGAAUGUAUAGAAGGCGUCGUUUGGUUAUUGUAAAGGUGCAGAAGGGUAACCCCUCCCUUCUGGGGCACAUCUAUAGAUAUAAAUCCUUUGCCACCGCUGCCGCUCCUCUUCAUUCGCAGUGGUGGUGCUAUCCGUCUCCAAAGUUUUCCCGCGUCUACGCUUUCUACAUCUACACUUUCAACAUUUACAUAAACGUGUAUUUCAGUUGCAUAUAUUUUGCCAAGAGUUUGGUUCAUGUUUGCUCUACUAGCCAAUGUUUUACCUGUAGCCGGACGUGGACAUUGGCAUAGGUGCCAAAUUGUUUUAGUUUUUAUCAGUAAAACUGUGACAUUUUGCUUCAAAUUAUGACUUUCUUUAGUCCAAAUAUUAGUAAUAUAAGUUUGGAAACGGAAUUGGCAGAGAAUUUGCCCCGGGAUGAGCGCUUGGCUCGAGUUGAAAUAGCCCUUUUAAGCAUAAUAUUUUUCUGUGGAGCAAUCUUAAAUUUUGGACUGCUAUUUGUGCUGUGGAAGCGGAGGAAGCAGCUCUCGAGGAUGCGCGUCUUUGUUUUUCACCUUUGCCUGGCAGACCUGGUUGUCACAUUUUUCCAAGUUUGUCCGCAGCUGAUGUGGGAUGUAACGGACAGAUUCUUCGGUCCUGACGUUUUGUGCCGCCUGGUGAAAUACCUGCAGGUCGUUGGCAUGUUUGCCUCCACUUACAUGAUUGUAGUGAUGACCAUUGAUCGCUACCAAGCAAUCUGUAACCCAAUGGUUACUUUCCAGAGGCGGAGAGCGCGCUGGAACGUGCCUGUGUGCGUUGCUUGGUCUGUAUCCCUCAUCGGGAGUCUCCCUCAAGUGUUCAUCUUCUCCCGAGUUCAAAUCGCGCCUGGUGUCUAUGACUGCUGGGCUGACUUCAUCAAACCGUGGGGGCUAAAAGCUUACGUGACCUGGACCACUCUAGUGAUAUUUGUCUUGCCCAUCUUAACUGUUAUCGUGUGCCAGGUGCGUAUUUGCCGAGCUGUUCAAAUCAACUUUCACAUGAAAACUCAUCAAGUAUCGACAUUUCUCGCCAAGCCGCUGCCCUCCAGGGCAAGUAGCGUUGCUGGGGUGUCCAAAGCCAGGAUCAAGACCGUGAAGAUGACUUUGGUCAUUGUUCUUGCCUACAUUAUCUGUUGGACUCCUUUCUUCACUGCCCAGUUGUGGUCCGUCUGGGAUGUCCAAGCACCCACUGAGACUGCCACUUUCACCAUCCUGAUGCUCCUGGCGAGUCUGAACAGCUGUGCAAACCCCUGCAUCUACCUGCUCUUCAGUGGGAAGCGCCCCAAGAUACGUAUGGCUUUGGUGUGUGUUAGCCAGUCGGACAUGAAUGACUCCAUACAAGAGGACGCCACUGUGGUUAGCUCGCGGUACAGUUCCAAGAGCCUUUCUAACUCCAGAUGAAACAAGUUGACCAGAGCUCAGUCUGGCUCAGGGGUGAUUGGUGUCGCACUUUUUCUCCAUCCCUAGCAAACACAGUGAUUAAUGCUGAUAGAGCUUGGUGUAAAUAGGUGUAAAGAGCAUAUAUUAAAUAUUCAGCUCACUAAGCAUAGCUGCGGGAAGUAGUGGUGCUGCAGCACCCCCUGAAAAAUCAGAAUACCUUUUGAAUAAUUUUGAGAAUAAAAAAUUCACACACA